AUGAAGCAGUAUCUGGCAAACCAUGUUAAUGCGGAUGGAGGCUGGGGCAUGCAUUUGGAGGGUACGACGACCGUGUUUGCCACAGCCCUUUACUAUGUGGUUUUAAGGAUACUAGAUGUAGAGAAGGAUCACCCUUUGGCGACGGGCGCGCGAGAGAGGUUGUUGAAGCUUGUAAAAGCAAAGGCUGCUAGGGAAGAAAAAGCAGCUGAAAAAGCUGAAAAGGAAGCUAGGGAAAAGGAAGCAGCUGAAGCUAAAGCAAAGGCAGCUAAGGAAGCAGAAGAAGCUACAAAGGCAAAGGCAGCUGAAGCUAAAGCAAAGGCAGCUAAGGAAACAGUUGAAGCUACAAAGGCCACAGAAGAGAAGGCAGCAAAAAAGGCCAAAGAAGAGGAUGAAAAAAAGCCCAAGGAAGAAGAGGAAGAAGAGGCUAAAAAAAAGCCCAAGGAAGAAGAGGAAGAAGAAAAGGAAGAGCCGCCUUCUGAUGACGACAAUGACGACAUAGUUAAUAGACUUCGACAUGGGGAGACUAUUACCAAACUAAAGGAGGAUAUUUCUAUAUCAGUAGAAGUUCUCUUGUCAAAACAUGAGCAUGUUGUUGGCCACAAGAAAGGGUUUGGAACACCAGUUAUUGUUCUUAAUAAAGAAUUUCCCCAAGCAAGAAUUUGCAGAAUCAGGAAGGACAUUGGACAUGACAAGAGUAGUCCCAACAUUAUGCUAUGGAGACGUGGGGGCGAGCUAAAACCUAACUCUGAGGAGAAAUGGGCGGUUGACGACCUUGAUGCUGUUAAACUGAUAGCAAUAGGUCUGUUGACCGUGCUGCUGCCGUCGUUGCUGCUGGGUGCUUUACUUCCUGGUAUAGGCGGUGCUAUUGGUGCUCCACAAUGGGGCAAGUAUUGGCUGUCUACGUUGAACCUAUAUGAGUGGGAGGGCGUGAACCCUGUCCCUCCUGAGUUCUGGCUUCUACCAGAUUGGGUUCCCUUUCACCCCUGGCGGUGGUGGAUUCAAUGCCGUGUCGUCUACCUCCCGACCUCAUAUCUGUACGCCAACAAGUGUAAAAUGCCUUUGAAUCCACUAUUAAAGGAACUGCGCGAGGAAAUUUACGUCCUGCCCUACUCUUCUAUCGACUUUGUAGCGAACAGCAGCACCGUGGCUGCAACUGACCUAAAGCGGCCAUACACUCCACUUGUGAGGGUCAUGAGUACUGUUAUGCGGGCAUGGGAAAUAUAUCUGAGGCCAUCUUGGCUGCACAAUCAAGCUAAUGUGGCUGUAAGGGACCUAAUACGGCGCGAAGACGAAAACACAUCUUACAACGACCUUGCUCCAGUCAACAAAGCCUUCCAUACGGUCGUUGCGCACUUUGCCGACGGCGGGGAUCGGACUGCUGUACGUCGACACUGGGCGAAAUUGACAACGUACCUCUGGCAAAGUAGGGAUGGCAUGACUAGCGGAGGAACAAAUGGGGUGCAGCUAUGGGAUACAGCUUGUAACGUUAUUGCUGUUGCGGAAGCUGGUCUGGCGAGGACUCCAGAAUUCAAGGAUACUAUGCAAAAGGCACUAGAGUUUAUCGAGCUCUCGCAGUUCCAAGAGGAUUUGAAGGACCCCUAUCGCCAGAAGAGAAAGGGCGGUUGGCCAUUCAGCACAAAAGCCAACGGAUAUAUUGUUUCUGAUUGUUCAGCGGAGGGCAUGAAGGCUACCAUCUUGCUUCAGGAAGUCUACGGCUUCCCAAAACUCAUAUCCGACUCCCGCCUACAAGACUGCGUAGACACGCUGCUAAAAAUGCAAAACAAGGAUGGCGGCUUCGGUAGCUAUGAAAAAGCCCGAGGAAGCGAGUUGAUGGAGCUUCUCAACCCUGCUGAAGUCUUCGAUCGUAUCAUGGUUGAGUACUCCUACCCAAAAUGCACUACCGCCGUUCUUACUUCCCUCUCUCACUUCCGCAAGCAUUUUCCUACCUACCGCCGCGACAGCAUCCAGAAGGGUAUCACUGUAGCUAUGGACUACAUCACAAAUGUUCAGCGCCCUGAUGGAAGUUGGUAUGGCUCUUGGGCGAUCUGCUUCACAUACGGGACCUUUUUUGAGAGUCUAGCUAGUGUGGGUCAGACAUACCAGGCAAGCGAGCGCGUGCCUAGGGCUUGCGACUGGCUUGUGAGCAAGCAGAUGAAGGACGGAGGUUGGGGAGAGCAUUAUUCCUCGUGCGAGGUUGCGGAGUAUGUCCAGCACGAGAAGAGUCAGGUUGUUAAUACAGCGUGGGCUACACUCGCGCUGAUGAAUGCAAGAUAUCCACGUGCGGAAGUCAUUGAGAAAGGGCUUCAGCUGAUCAAGAUACGUCAAUUACCAAACGGAGAGUGGCUACAAGAAAGUAUCGAGGGUGUUUUCAAUCGCACGUGGUAA
Messenger RNA from Pseudogymnoascus destructans, 2385 nucleotides. RefSeq lists its product as uncharacterized. The record is from RefSeq and is a predicted model, not a curated record. Bases 1 to 2385 code for a protein of 794 amino acids. Gene Ontology annotation, cellular component: lipid droplet. The transcript has 5 exons. Gene Ontology annotation, molecular function: lanosterol synthase activity. Gene Ontology annotation, biological process: triterpenoid biosynthetic process; ergosterol biosynthetic process. NCBI's taxonomy places the organism in Eukaryota, Fungi, Ascomycota, Leotiomycetes, Thelebolales, Thelebolaceae.